AUGAGUGGAAAGAAGAGUUUAGAUUAUUCAGUAGUAGAUAAUUUCCAAAAUUGUAAAAUACCGCAAGAAAUUGAAGAUGAAAUUCUGGAAACAUUUGCUAAAUAUAGCAUAGAACAUGAUAUGGAUACGACAGAUCUUAACAGUUAUUUUGAAGAUUUACAAAUGCCUCAUGAAUUAUAUAAAUUGGUUAGAAUCGAGGAUGUUGUAGUUGAGGAUACCAAAGUGAUAGAUUUUGAUAAAAUUGUCAAAGUUACCUACCAUUUAUUAAUAUAUAUGAAUAAUGAUGAUAUUAUUACUUCGUUUUGGAAUCUUUUGGUAAAAAAUUCUGGCAGGUUAGAUAAUUUUCCUAAUGUGAGAUUAAAGGACCAUGUAUUAAGUGUUAAGGAUUUACAAAAGAUUGAUACUCUUUUAAAUAAUAAUGUGAUUAGUAGUAAAAGCAACAGUAAGCAUUUUGAUAUUAUAGGAAUGAUGUCCUGUGCCACAGGUGGCUCAAGGGUAUAUAUGACAUAUCUAGAUUUUGCUAACGUUUUAGGAAGAUUAGGAUACCUUCAAUUCUAA
Messenger RNA from Arxiozyma heterogenica, 558 nucleotides. RefSeq names its product Rad33p (gene RAD33). Lineage: Eukaryota; Fungi; Ascomycota; Saccharomycetes; Saccharomycetales; Saccharomycetaceae. The transcript has a single exon. The coding region runs from base 1 to 558 and encodes 185 amino acids. The record is from RefSeq and is a predicted model, not a curated record.